AUGCCUAUCAAACUUCCACGAUUCCGUCGCAAGUCCGUUGGUAAUUCUCUAGACGCUACCUACCAAGCUGCCGAACCCGAAUCUCCAGGUGCUCCUCGUGGUAAUAGUCAAUUCAGUUUCGACGAGAUUGAAAGACCGGCACCUCAGAACCGAUCACACUUCCCCCAAUAUCCCCAGCCGCAAUACCAACAGGGAUAUUCUACACAUCUCAAGUACGGAGACUCGACUGGCUCCUCCUCCGCCAGCAGGAGUAACAGCAACAGUGGUGGGAGCAGCGGGACCGGGUAUUAUGCCUCGGAUAGGCAGUCGUCGAGCUCAACUUUGCCCUCGUCUGCCGAUAUCCCGAGAACUCCUCCCUCUACAGAGGACCACUACCGCACCGGUUACGCCGUCUCCGAUAGUAUGAGCUUGAAAGACCCUAUGGCUUACGGAACAGCUGCGCCUGUUUCUAGGGGAGGAUGGCAGAACUCGAAAGCUGGUCCCAUGUCGAAGGGACCUUCUUCGGGACCUUUCAAACUAGCAGAGCCUCCAAGGUUGGAAACAGCACUGGAUUCGGAGCCGUUAUUUGGAGAUGAUAUGUUCAAGUUUACCUCGGACGGAAAGCGAAUGUCGGCAAUAGGAUUGUUAGAUGCAGUGGGACCCAAGGCUGCCACUAGCCUUUUCAUUCCAUCUAAGGACGCGCCAAUUGACCCUGUACCACCGGUUCCACCACCAAAGUCAGUGAACUCGGGUACCCCACAAGGUAAGAAGUUUCUCGACUCGAGAAUUCACGGUGAUGACGAAGACAUCUACCCGUCGGCUGUCAGUUCUCGCUAUCAGGCACAAGUAGCCCCUUCUUUGCCAAGUCCCAAAAUUGGGGAUACAAGACUAUCACCAGGAGCUAAGAAAGGCCUGUACCCCUGGGAAUCUCGGCAAGAUACAGAAGAAGAUUCUUUAAUGUCUGGAGAGAAGUCGCCAUCGCCCGGGCCUCCAGCGCCGCCACCAAAGCAGGAGAACUACCAACCGCGUCAUAACAGAACCUUGACGCCAGCUUCUACACUCCCAUUGAAGGUCGAGUCAAUGGAUUCGCUGGCUACGCCUCCACAAACUGGAAGGGCGCCGAGAAAUGAGGUCAAGGAAGGCGUAAGGAGGGCAAUUGGAAUGGGGAAGAGGCCAACUACUACAAGCUCGAAUGGAAGCCAGGAAGAAGCCAGAACUUCUCCAGCCUCCACAGUAAGGAGAAAAGAAUUACCAUCUUCUAGGGGUUCGGAUACGACCGCAAAGGAGGAAAAGAUCAACAUACCACCACCCCCUCCCAUCCCAACCACGACCGUUACUCUUUCCUCACCUCCCAGGCUCCCACGUGUCAAAACCGCGCCUGUCUCGUUACCCCAAGACAAUCUUUUCAGCGAUUCGGGAUCUCAAAGAUCCACGUCGAAAUCCCGACCUCAGCCUGCCAGAGCAGAAUCCGACGACUUCUUGACAGCUAAUCUGAUGCGAGAUGCCGCUAUUGCAUCUUCUUUUGAGGCCGGAGAGUCUGAUCGUCUAAAACAACCGCGAAAGGUUUUCACAAAGGCUCAGUUUGAGAGGUAUAAGGCCCAGCAAGAGGAGGAGAGGCAAUACCAGGCACGCAAUGGAAAGAAGGACGAUGAUGAUUCGGAAAGUGAUUUGUCCGAAGAUGACGACGAAAUGGAACGGCAGCGAAACCAAGCCAAGCAACGUGCGAAGCAGGAUGCCCAUUUGUCUGUGUAUCGUCAGCAGAUGAUGAAAAUCACCGGAUCCCACGGUACCGAUACUACGAACCUGCAGACCAACAACCUUGGAAUGAUGAACAAGGCAGCCUCAAAUAGUACUCCUAUGCUAUCCCUUUCGGCUCCUAUGCCUCACUUGAGCAUCUCCUCCCCAAGUUCCGCUGGUGAUAAGUCUGAUGGCGAGGAUGAGGAAGUCCCAUUGGGAAUUCUCAUGGCUCAUGGCUUCCCCAGCAAGACAACGGGUCGCCCCCCAACUCGCCUCUCCAACUCCAACUCCUCCCCGAACCUUCGCUCGGUUUCUGGAACUACCCAGUUCAACGAUAACUCUUCUACAACUAACCUCCCCCCGUUCGCCAGGCAUCUACCAGCCGAUCCAUACUUUGGUGCUGGUUUGGUUAAUUCGGCGAAUAGGGUUUCAAUGGCUCCAUCAUCUUUGUAUGGCGGUAGCCAGCGAGAGUCUCAGUUUAUGCCUCCUCCACAACAACCUCGGCCAGGGCGCUACCCAACCGGCUUGAUCGGGAACAUUGUGCGCGAUGAGGAACUUAGAGCCGCUCGUCGGGGUGGAGCUCAAGCUCAGCAAGCUCCAUUUUAUAACGAGGCGAUGAUGUCUUCUGCGCCAAUCUCAUCGCCGCAGCCAUCCCCAGGUGGGGAUGUUCAAUUGCAAAUGGCGAGCCAGAUGACCCAGAUGAUGCAGCUCCAGAUGCAGUGGAUGCAAAUGCAGCAGCAGCAGCAGCAAAUGAUGAUGGGGAUGCCUGGUUCGAUGCCAAUGAUGCCGCCGGCGUCACCAAUGGGUGGGAUGGGUAUGAUGGGAGGUAAUGGUCUCAUGCCAAAUAUGAUGAUGCCGGGACAGAGGGCGAUGAGUAUGGUAGACACCGGCUCCCUGCCACAUUUCCAGCCUGGACCCGGUUUGAUGCCCCAGCAGCAACCACCUCAAACACCGGGUUCGAAUUUGAGCCCAGGAUACGCUGGGUCAGUUUACGGUCAUACUCGAUCUAGCACGCUGCCAACUUUCAUGCAACCAGGGUAUACACCAUCGAUCGCACCGAGUGAGCGGAGUAACAUUGGGCAGCCGUCCAGAUAUCGACCCGUGACUUACCAAACCGGGUCUGGAAACAGCAGUGGAGGUGGUGAUAGGACCAGAACCCUGCUCUCCGCGGCACCGCCGUCCGGCUUGAAAACCGCUCUUGCGCCUAAGGACGAUAGCGAUGACGAAGACGGGUGGGCAGAAAUGGCCAACAAGAAGAAGGAGAAGAAGGAGACAUGGAGGAAGAAGAAGGAGACUGGCAUCCGAAGUGUGCUGAAGCUUGGUGGCAACUAA
Molecule: messenger RNA, 3048 nt
Organism: Orbilia oligospora ATCC 24927
Lineage: Eukaryota; Fungi; Ascomycota; Orbiliomycetes; Orbiliales; Orbiliaceae
Exons: 2
Coding region: 1-3048 (1015 amino acids)
Source: RefSeq, a predicted model, not a curated record